Messenger RNA from Fusarium sp. VM40, 1206 nucleotides. NCBI's taxonomy places the organism in Eukaryota, Fungi, Ascomycota, Sordariomycetes, Hypocreales, Nectriaceae. The record is from the annotation of a GenBank genome assembly.
AUGGAUGACCAAUUUGGAGGACGUACCGACGACGAUCUCUUCUACGAUGACUUCGAACCCGUCGAAAGCGAGACUGUGGUCACCACCGAGGCUGCCCCUGUUGCACCCCAACCCGUACCAGUAGCGCCAGUUCAAGCUCCUCCUGUACCUCAAGAAAAGCCAGUGCAGGCUCCCGCGCCAUCAGCGCCCGCCCCCAAACCCGUCUCUAAGCCUCUUUCCAAGCCUGGUGGUCUCUCUUCGUCACGAUACGCAGACAAGCCAGCUCCUGCCCCAGCUCCCGCCCCGGUUCCAGCUCCAGCUCCAACUCCAGUUGCAGCUCCCGCCCCGGCCUCAUCCCCAGCGCCCAAGCCUGCAAAGCAACCCCCCCCGCCGACAUCCAACGCACCUCCUAAUGCGCCUACUGCCCCUCGAGAGAAAACCACCCAUGGUUCGCAAAACACCGCCUCAAACGCCGCUGCCCGUCUGCAAUCUGGCGCGAACCCUCGACAUAAGCUCACCGAGGCAGAACUCGCUGCUAAGAUGGAAAAGAUGAAGCUCAUCAAUGCGGAGAAUGCGCGCAAGUUCGAAAAGGCCGAGAAGGACGAGAAGGAUCACGCUGCUGCGUACGCUCGUGGUAUGGAAGAGGCCAAGAAGCGACGCGCAGAAGAAGCCGAGCGACGUAAGCGUGGCGAAGAGGAUAGGCGCAAGUUGGAGGAUGAGCGAGCGAAGAACAGGGAGAGGAAACUGAAGGCUAUGGGCAUGAAGGAGGGUGGCUGGGACGAGGGCAAGGACGCUCAAGAAGAGGAGGAGAAUAAACGGUUCCGCGGCGCAAACGGUGGCAUUCGAGGCACGAAAAGCGCUGGCCUGAGCGGGAGUCGGUACGCGUCAAAGGAUACCGAGGAACACGAUGUGGACCGAUUUCUCGACGAGCGACAUCGUGGUGGUAGAGGUAGAGGUCGCGGCCGUGGAGGACGAGGAGGUCGAGGCGGACGCGGUGGCCAUGAGGGAGCGCCCCCAGCACCAGCGCCAGUCAAGCAAGCCGUCCCAGCAGCUGAAGACUUCCCAGCUCUCCCUGGUGAAGCUAAGAAGAACACACCCGCGCCAUCAACCGACAAGCCAGCGUUUGCCGCAGCAGCCGCUGGACUUCCCCCGCCGCUUCCACCACUUACGGGCGGAAAGUGGGAUGAAGAGAUGGAUGAGUAUGAUGAGAUGAACAAAAAGUCAUAG